Molecule: messenger RNA, 2100 nt
Organism: Habropoda laboriosa
Lineage: Eukaryota; Metazoa; Arthropoda; Insecta; Hymenoptera; Apidae
Gene: Cad96Ca
Product: tyrosine kinase receptor Cad96Ca-like
Exons: 9
Coding region: 1-2100 (699 amino acids)
Biological process (GO): cell surface receptor protein tyrosine kinase signaling pathway; positive regulation of kinase activity; multicellular organism development
Cellular component (GO): membrane; signaling receptor complex
Molecular function (GO): calcium ion binding; transmembrane receptor protein tyrosine kinase activity; ATP binding
Source: RefSeq, a predicted model, not a curated record
AUGUCGAAGCUGAGCAGGGCGCCGAUCGGGGCCGAGAGAUUCCAAGCGUUUUUCGAAAUUCACGUCAGUGACGGUUCACCAGCCGCGUUCGGUGCAUUCCGUGGCUCGAUUCGAGCAUAUCGAACCACGUAUCGGCGAGUCGAAUGCGGUUCCGUUGACAUUUCACGUAUCGUAGACCAAUGUAGCGCGAUGUUUGUCAGAUUGACCAUCGUUAUUGCGGCGCUGUGCCUGUGGAACAGAGUCGAAAGUCAGUACAGCGACAACACACCUCCUGUAAUGUGGAUAGACCGAAAUUUGGUGCUGCUGGAUUCGGAACCUGUAGGUAGUGUGGUGACUAGGGCUCGUGCCGAGGACAAUGAACAGGAUCAGCUAACCUAUGGUCUGGAACCUCUUGGGCACAACUACAACGGAAACGAUAGUCCGCAGCCGCCGCUUCCUUUCUUCGUUGACAAUAGCACCGGCAUUAUCUACGUUAACGAAACGCUCAAAGACAAAGGAGGGCAGAACCUGUUCCUUUACGUGACCGUCUCAGACGGUCAACUCACGACAAAGACCGAGGUCUUCGUCACCAUCAAGAACACUUCAGGUCCCAAUGGAGGACACACCAGGAACCCAUUUCCGGGUCAGUAUGGCUCUGCCGGUAGAAUACGGCCGCCGCUGUUGGGCCUGCCCAGUUUACAGAGUUACCCCAGACCGGGAUUGCCUCAUAAAUCGGUGAUAUCGUCGCCGCCGGUGGCUGUACCGCCCAAUGUACCGAAAACGACCAAGCUCCAACCGGAGGAGACGAAGCAGGUCGAGGGUGAUCCUGGUCCCGGCACCACCGGCGUCCCGCAACAGCCCACGGAGGAGAACGAGGUCGAGGGGCCACCACUCAGCUCGAAAAUUGCACCUGCCGAGGCACCGCCUUCUCAAGAUAUAGCAAUCACCUUGGUGCCUGUCAUGGCCGUCUGCGUGCUCGUUGUGGGCCUUGGUAUGGGCGCCUGGUCCUUGAGGAAUAAAUUUUGCGGAAACAGGAAGUCCAAGGAAGACACGAAAGGACAAGCUUCUGUUAGCGUCUCGAAUAUAUCAGACGAUCCGUCGCUUGUUCUGAAAAGAUGGCGUGGCCCCAAAGCUCAUAACAAUCGCUACGAACCGUGGGAAAAAGAGAAUCAAGGUGCACAGAAUAAGCAAGAAGACAAAUGGGAAUUCCCGCGACAUCGAUUAAAAGUUUUCAAUAUUCUUGGAGAAGGUUGCUUCGGCCAAGUUUGGAAAUGCGAAGCCUUAGACAUCGAUGGAAAAUCUGGGGCAACUAUCGUUGCUGUGAAAACUUUAAAAGAAAACGCCACUGAAAGAGAACGUCUGGAUCUUGCACAAGAGCUACGAGUCAUGAAAAAUUUGGACCCUCAUCCUAACGUAGUUAGGCUGUUGGGCUGCUGUACGGAACGUGAACCUAUGUUCGUAAUUUUAGAGUAUGUAAGCGGAGGAAAGUUGCAGAGCUUCCUCAGAGCCUCUAGAGAAGAAAGAAAUCAUGGAGGACCUGGAUUAACAUCCAGGGAUUUAACAGGAUUUGUUUAUCAGAUUGCUAAGGGUAUGGAGUACUUGGCUUCCAAGGGAAUUAUACAUAGAGAUCUAGCUGCGAGGAACAUAUUGAUCGACGAGAAUCGCGCGUGCAAAGUCGCGGACUUCGGAUUCGCUCGAGACGUGGCCGCUAAUCAAAUAUACGAAAGGAAGUCCGAAGGUCGGCUGCCUAUAAGAUGGAUGGCUCCGGAGAGCUUGUACGACAAUAUCUUUUCCGUGAAAUCGGAUAUAUGGAGUUUCGGGGUAUUAAUAUGGGAAAUUGUGACGUUGGGAUCCACGCCUUAUCCCGGCUUAGCCGCCGCGGAGGUAAUGAGGCGAAUCAAAGAGGGGUACAGGCUAGACAGGCCGGAACACUGUAAGAGGGAGCUUUAUAACAUUAUGUAUUACUGUUGGGACAAAGAUCCUGCAUGUAGGCCAUCCUUUGGGGAACUCGUCAGUCUAACAGAAGGCCUUUUACUCGACGAAACCGAUUACAUCGAAUUAGAUAGGUUUCCGGAUCACUCGUAUUACAAUGUGCUCAAUCUCAGCGGGGAGAAAUUGUAA